Molecule: messenger RNA, 593 nt
Organism: Corticium candelabrum
Lineage: Eukaryota; Metazoa; Porifera; Homoscleromorpha; Homosclerophorida; Plakinidae
Product: mitochondrial assembly of ribosomal large subunit protein 1-like
Exons: 3
Coding region: 17-490 (157 amino acids)
Biological process (GO): negative regulation of ribosome biogenesis; negative regulation of translation
Cellular component (GO): mitochondrion
Molecular function (GO): ribosomal large subunit binding
Source: RefSeq, a predicted model, not a curated record
UCCAGGACCCUACAAAAUGAUUUCUUUGAAUGUUUUGCGUAAAAAACUCCAACUACCGUUGAGCUCGAUGGCACGUCGUGGAUACAUUUUUAAAAACAGCUUGAAUUUUUCAGCACUAAAUGCCAUUGACGAAGUCGUUGAAGUAUUGAGAAACGAAAAUGCGACCGACGUGUGCGUUGUCCGGACGCCAGCAGCCCUAGUUUAUGCAGAUUAUCUUGUGUCUGCUAGUGGAUCGUCGACAAGACAUCUUCGAGCGGUGGCUGAAGGCCUCAAGCGAAAGUUUAAAUUAAACGAAAUGGAGAGAAGUAGCGUACGUUUGCGAGAAAUUGAGAAAGAUAGUGAUGAUUGGAUUGCAGUCGAUUUAGGACGUAUAGUCAUUCAUCUGGUGAAAGAGGAGAAACGCAAGGAACUAGAACUAGAAAAGCUAUGGACAUUAGGGCCACAGCACGAUGAUCAAUACUGUUUAGCUGUAAAACACACAACAUCUUGAUAUCAUGAGUGUAGAGUUGGGAGAAAAGAGGAACAGAUAUACAAUUAUAUUGUAAUUUUUUAUUGCCUUUAAAUACUAUGGACCAACACAUAACACACAUCUA